Nematostella vectensis (starlet sea anemone) is the source of this 7152-nucleotide messenger RNA. RefSeq names its product DNA annealing helicase and endonuclease ZRANB3-like. The record is from RefSeq and is a predicted model, not a curated record. Gene Ontology annotation, biological process: replication fork processing; DNA repair. Lineage: Eukaryota; Metazoa; Cnidaria; Anthozoa; Actiniaria; Edwardsiidae. Gene Ontology annotation, cellular component: nuclear replication fork. The coding region runs from base 38 to 5500 and encodes 1820 amino acids. The transcript is spliced from 21 exons. Gene Ontology annotation, molecular function: ATP binding; ATP-dependent chromatin remodeler activity.
CCCGCGGGUUCGCGCGUCAGUACGAAAGCAUGUUUACAUGGCGGCCAGUGAACCGACCAGUCUGGAUUUCCUACCUGAUGCUCUUCGCAAUGCGCUGCUCGAUUUCCAGAGAACUGGCAUUCAAUUUGCCAUCAAGAACAAUGGAAGGUGUCUUAUUGGAGAUGAGAUGGGACUUGGUAAGACAUUACAGGCCAUCAGUGUUGCCUAUUAUUAUAAAGAUGAAUGGCCUCUCCUGAUAGUUGUGCCAUCUUCUAUGAAGUAUCCAUGGAUUGAAGAGAUAGAGAAAUGGCUGCCUGAUAUAGAACCUACAGAUAUCAACUUAAUUCGGUCUGGGACAGAUGUUUGUAACAUUCCAACUUCAAAAAUUAACGUCAUUGGUUAUGGACUAAUUGGGGGCCGGACAUCUUUCAAGCUGCUCAAUGAAGCCCUGAAAGAACAGAAGUUUAAAGUCAUCAUACUAGAUGAGUCACACUACCUGAAGAACAGAAAAGCUAGUCGGACAAAAACGCUUCAUCCAAUGGCAAGAGAUGCCAAUAGGGCGCUGUUACUGUCAGGGACGCCGUCGUUGGCUAGGCCUGAAGAGUUGUAUAUUCAGCUUGACAUUGUGCGACCCAAGAUGUUUGGUUCGUUCAGUAACUUUGCAAAGCGCUAUUGUGAAGCAUACAUGGAGACCAUUGGCAAAUUUAAGAAAUGGAAUACAAGGGGAGCUAGUAAUCUGGCCGAGCUGUAUCAUCGUCUGCAUGAUGGCAUUAUGAUCAGAAGGCAAAAGAAGCAUGUUCUGACACAAUUGCCACCUAAAAGAAGACAGAAGAUCACCUUUGAUCUGCCUGAUUCAGAGCACAAGAAAGCCCUUGAUGAGACGAAGAAGGAAUUCCGUGACCAACACAAUAUAUUCAGCUCCAAGCAGUCAACAAGUGAACAGAAGCGAGAUGCACUUAUGGACUUGAACAGGCUUUCUAUAUUGCUCUACCACUAUACUGGACUGGCAAAGGCUGGCUCAGUGCAGCAGUAUUUGGGUGAUCUUCUUGAUGGUGCUGACAAUAAGUUCAUUGUGUUCUGUCGACACAAGCUUGUGAUGGAUGCAGUUGUUGAGACAAUAGCAAAGAGAGGGGUGAAGUACAUCCGCAUUGCUGGUGACGUACCAUCUAGUGUGCGAGGGGGCAUGGUUCAUCGCUUCCAGGAGGACCCCACAUGCCGUAUCGCUGUGCUUGCUAUUGAGGCUGCUUCUUUUGGUUUGACGUUAACAGCAGCAGACCAGGUAGUAUUUGCUGAGCUUCACUUUACCCCAGGCGUACUCCUACAAGCAGAGGACCGUGCACACAGAAUUGGACAGACCAAUGCCGUCAACAUCCAUUACCUGGUGGGGCGUGGCACAUUAGACGAGGUCUUGUGGACCAAGAUACAACGAAAGCUCAUGGUGACUAGCAGUGCGCUUGAUGGACAAAUGAGCGAAUUGCAAGCGGAUGAUGGGGACGAAGCCACCUCUCGACGGCUUGCCUCGUGCGCUGCUUGGAUUCAGCAAGACAUCACUGAAGAUGAUGACGAUGAUACAAGCUUUCUAUUUACUCAGCGGUCAAAGAAAUCAGCAAAGGCUGACAACAACCAGAUGAAGCUACAUAGCUUCUUUUCCCAGUCUUCCUCAGCUUCCUCUAACACAGCAAGCCCGCGCUGUCUGGUUGACAUUAGCAGUGAUGACUCAGACACGGAUGACCUGAUUCGUGCUUCAAUACAAAGUGAGAAAGCACUUGUGGAGGGUAGAAGCUGUGAGGAAAAUAUCGGUGAGAAGAUCUUGCUUCUAAACCCACAACUUACCCCUCGUAAACCUGACUAUGACGAGUCUCUCAAGGAAAAAUCAUCCAAGAAGAUAUCCAAUCACCCUACCGGCAGCGUAAUACUACAAACCUUACCCUGCAACAACGAAUCCAAAUCUUCAAAGCAACAGAUAAUUUCAAGCCCUAAGAAUCACAUCAGCGACACACCACAGACCUUACUGGAAAUUCAGGAACCUGGAAAUGUAUUACUAGACCUUAGUAAAUCCCCAGAGUGUGUUGAGCCCAGUGGAAACAAACAGGUAUCUCCAGGAAGGGAGUCCAGUGAUUCUGAUGUUACCGAACCACAAACCUGCCAUGACACGUUAGGUCCAGACGCUGAAGGUAUAUGCAUCAUCCGACGGAAGAACGACUUAACUUCUGCUCCAAAACCAUCUCUUGAGAAUACAUGCUCGGUUACCACAAUUGGAUCUGAGAACAUUCCAAGGUUAACAGGAUCGUGUGGAGGUGUAACUCCGCCAAUACACCGUAUCAAGUUUGUCUCUUCGCGACCCAAGAACGCGACCACCACAAAACACUUCUCAUUACCUUCUCUUCUGAGUCAUACUCAAACACAAGAUGGUGAAAUGUGUUAUAAGAUAGAGAAAAGUUCAGGAGGGGUGGCCGAUAUUACCAACAAAGAUACAAAAGACGUUCUAUUGAGUACUUCCAGCGUUGAAACAUCCGGACUCUCUGUUGACAGAAAGUCCAAUAGAAUGCAAGGCCAGAAAGAACUUAAAGUGCACACUGCGAGUGAUGAUUCUGAUAGCGAUUUCACAGAGAAUAAAUCACUUACGCCGUUCAGUGCUAAAGAAGUUAAUCGUGGUAAAAAGCCAACUAGUAAAGCGAAGAAGCCAUCAAAAAGAAAACGGCCCAGUUUGAAGACCGUGCAAAAGAGACCGAAAACGGUUCCAUGGUCAUGUGUGGCAUGUACGUUUGUUAAUGAUCCGAGCAUGAUCGAGUGUUCUAUUUGUUUCACUGCUAGAAACACUGCUUCUGAUGAUGUCGCGGAUACUUCAAGUAAGCAGGGGAUUUCAAAAUGUACUUUUAAGAGUAGUGACCGUGGACUAGGUCCCGAAUUUGAACAUGAAGUGAUACCAGUACGGGAUGGUUCUUACAAAGGUAGAACUUCUUCCACUUUGACAGCAACAUCCCUGAAAAUGAAAGGCGAAAACAGAACAGCGACUAAUUAUCAUAUGGCACAAGAGCUUGGAAAUAAUGGAUGCUCUGAACAAUCAAUAUACUCCACUGCCGAAACUAGUGAAUCUUCAGAGUCAAUGAUAUCAAAUCAAGGCCCUAUGAGCCAUAGCAAGCUGGAAAGCAAAGUAAGCGAACAGUUGGGAUUUAUCUCCGAUCAAAACUCGCCCAACUGUUACGUAAAAGUGUCAGAAUGCUCACUUUCUAAGACACCUACUAGUAGUCGAGCUGAUUGCAGCCAGACAAAUAACUUUCAGUCUUGUAAACCGUCUAGUAGUCAAAUAAACGCCACAGAGCCAAGUACACACCCGGUCAGUCAACCAGGCUCCAGUCCUUCACAGACCUCUACUUGUAGUCAGGUAAAUCCACCUGAGCCUCGAACGCCGCCAUCUUGGAUCUGUGGCGCAUGCACGUUGGAGAAUGACUGGCAGCUCAUUGAGUGCUCAGUGUGCAUGACACCGCGCAGGCGGAGUAAACGUCGGAGCAACAGCAACAACAGCAACAAGGAUAAGAAAGCAGCUUGUGGACUGAAUUCUUGUGAAUGUUUAUUGCCUCAGGUGGAGGCGCAAAAGGAGAAGUCAAAUGUCAAAGAAAGUUUACUAAACGAUUUUCCUACGUAUUAUAAGAAAAAAGAGACUACCUCCAGAGACUUUACAGAUGGUGAGCUAAAGACUCAAAAGACUUCUGAGGGUACUUGCCUUCCUGAUACUAAAAAUACCUUAGCCAGAACUAUGACAAUGAAUACGGCUUCUGUGGACGAAACAAUGGAUAGUACUAUGGGCCAUACAUCGUCACACAAUUCUUUGACAAUGUAUAACCCUUCGCUUGUCAACUCCACAGCAGAGAAGAAACUUACACCGCAAUGUGCAAAGCCUAACGCAUUACUAGCGAGUUCUUCUGUACGUUUUGAUUUGCGACAAGGAAAUUGCAAAAACGACCCAAAUAGCUUAACAAUGCAGCCAAAAAAGCGCUUACGAUUAGAAGAGACUAUUUUGGAAUGUCCCGAAAGUUCAAACGAACUGCUUUUUGAAAGUGACAGUAAUGAUGAAAGUAAGUCAUUAACAGUUAACGAUGGUGUCGAAAAUGACAAUGAUGAUUGUGUUGAGCUCGGGUCAACAGCUGCCAAUCAAAAUAUCCAUGAAUCAUUGGCUGCCAGCCAUGAUGACGUCACUUCUAAUGAUGACGUCAGAUCGUCAGCUGUCAAUCAAAACGUACCGGAAGUAUCAGUUACAGGUUCUGCACAUGUCAGUCAAGGUACAGCCGAAUCACUGGCAGACUUACAAGCGGCCGCGGAAGUUAUUUUUGGCGACGAUGAUGAAUUUUCGGAAACAUUUCCCAUUGAAUCAUCUCUACCGGACCCGAUAUCUCAUGCAAAUUUCCAAGAAACAGCAGAAAGUUCCAGGAAAUCGUUCCUUGACAGACCACCACAAGAACCACGAAAGCUCCUCUUUUCUUUGAGUUUUUACACUGACCGGGUCUAUCUCUACAACGAGAAUGGAGACCCUCUGUGUGAAAACUUCCUGACGAAUGAUGUUUGUAACAACAACCUGGCAGACCUGCCUCACACCCUACAGCACGAACACAACCUGAAACAGGCCAAAAGGAUGGUGCAAGAGAUGACUAGAUUGGGUGAAGGGAUGAGGCGAUUAGUGCGCAAGUCCGGUCUGAUCUUCUCGACCCCAGUGGAGGCCUAUCAAUGCGCUUUCAAGAUGAAGAAGCAACUUUCAAGCACCAAACGUCAUAUGUCCAAGGAAGCUCGUGUACAACGCGUGGUUGAAGCAGCCACGAAAGUUGGUGGAGAAACCCGUAUAGUGACCAAGGAUUUCAAAUCGCCAAAAAGAAAGCGAAGAUCAUGCAAUUCGACUCAAGUCGCAACCAAACAAGAGCUGCCGUCGACUCCAAAGAUUUCUGGCGGGUCUCCUGUGGUUAGCGGAUCUGGCAUCAUUAAAAGCCAUUCUAGCGUCCAGGCCUUCUGUCCCGACGGGACCGCUCUCUGUUUAUACUGCGAGGGACGUGUGGAUUAUGGAGCCAAGGGAACCGCCUGGGAUGCGCGCUUUUGUUCGUAUGACUGCAAGCAAGAUUAUCAGAUUCGGGUCAGUGGUACUUCUGUGCGGCGCAACCUUUUCGAAGCUGAGCACGGCGUUUGUCAGCUGUGUCGCCUGGAUGCGCAUGCGCUCUUCCAAAGUGUCAAAGCCAUUCCUAAGAAGGAACGUCGAGCCUUCCUGGAAACAAGCCAGUAUAAAGACCUCCCUCCUGUCAACCUGAACAGAAUGAUAUUGGAACCCAAAGAGGGAAUGUUCUGGGAGGCGGAUCACAUCCAAGCAGUUGCUGAGGGGGGAGGGGAGUGUGGAAUGGACAACUUUCGCACGCUCUGUAUCCCCUGCCACCGACGUGUUACCGCUGACCUUCUAAGCAAGCUCAAAAAGAAACGAAAACGCCUUCAAGUAUUAGAUAUCCCGGAUAUAUCAACAUUCUUUCACCCACAAAACACGUGACGAACCGAUAACAAUAUAUAUUUUUUUCGACGAAUACAAUUUUUUUUAUCACUCCAGUUUCCGAUAACGGAAACUGAUGCUCUUCUCAAGAAUCCAAAAACGCUGAUACUCAAUCCCGUUUUUUCCCCUUAGAGAAGAUUUUCGAUACACACAAACAAAGGAACAUAACAAGACAUAAGCCAAUCAAGUGAACUAAUUGAUAAUGAACAGAGGCUGAUUUAGGGGUGGGCCGAGCACCCUCCCCCCCUCCCCUCCCCCCAUUUAAGAUAUUAAAAUAACCAAGAAUAUAAGGAAAUCCACGGAAGAACAAUGAAUCCGGCCCCCCUGCCCCCCCCCCCCCUUUUUAGAGCUCCUGGAUCCGCCCCUGAUGAACAAACGAUGAAGGCGUCAACCAAUCAGAUCAACUAAUAAAUAAUAGAAACGAAGAAAGCUCGAUUAGCAGGAAAAUGGUAUUGAUAUUAAAAAGUUGACUUUCGCUUACCUAAAAGUCGCGUUCGCUGACUUCAGUUAAAGUUAAUGUUCUUUUAUGGGUGAUUUCAAGAGAACAUUAUGUAAGAGAACGAUUCCCCUGUAUUAGGGUAUGUUCCAAUGAUGUCGUCCAUGAAAGCUAUUUUAAAAACAAGCAGUUAUUUUUAGAUACGCCUCUGAUUGGCUAGCGCUCACGUAUCCUAGCAGCACAAGUCUUUAUAAUGAAGUAAAUCUUAUUCCAGUGACAAGGGUUUCUUUAGUGACAUGAUUUCUGAACAUUUGCGUGAAAAAUUGAAGUUCAUUCAUCUAAAAAUAUUGUAAAUCAAAGAAAAAUAAAGGCUUUCUUGUAUUAAAAUGCAUAACAUAGACUCUGAGAAUGCCUAGGUAUUCUAUCUCACCGAAUUGAAGACAAAAAUAACUUAGGAGUCAGCCUGAUGAAUCUCGGAUGAAUUCCGAAUUCGCCGUCUCUCCGACGUCUUGCCGUUCAAUUAUUUAUAUAACAUUUAGAUAACUUAACAUUAGAUAACUUAACAGAUACCAGGACACCAUCCUACAAGUAGCAUUGUAAUCAUGAGCUACGAGGAGCAGCUAAAAGGAUAAAAACAGGUAGCGAAGGAAGUAAAGAAGUGCAGAGAGGGGAAAAAUUGUGAAAAUGUACUAGCUCGCGAGGUACCCAUAACCAAAUAUGGCGCGAUGAACCAUAUAUGGAUGCUAUGAUUGACAAGCUCGCGAAAUCUAAAAAAUAGCUUUCUUGGACGACAUCAUGGGCCACGGGGAUUCGUUCUCUUAUAUCAUGGUCUCUUGGUGAUUUCCAAUAAUUAAACGUCAUAACGUCUAUGUUUUUAUUUGUUUUGUUUUCCAUUGGUAUGGCACUAAUUGUAUGGCACUAGUAUGUUCUGAUUCCUUAAGUGUUUUCAAUGGCUUCCGUCGGUCAAGUCUUGAAUGAGACUUGAGUGAGAUUUCGUGAUAGGGAGCCUAAGUCCAUUUAAAAACGCUAGUGAGGAGGUCCCACGAUAUUAAAGCCGCAGUAACACUAGAAUCACAUGGGGACGUGCUUUCAAAGCAACAUAUAUAUACACUAAAGUCUUACAUUAUUCAUACCUUUCCUAUUUAUGUUUAUUUUGGAAACUCUUAUUGUUCUGCCACAUUGCCUCGAUAAACAUUAAAAGUAAAUAUUCUGAUUA